Messenger RNA from Oncorhynchus mykiss (rainbow trout), 29101 nucleotides. The record is from RefSeq and is a predicted model, not a curated record. NCBI's taxonomy places the organism in Eukaryota, Metazoa, Chordata, Actinopteri, Salmoniformes, Salmonidae.
GUACAGGUCACAACCAUGACACCAACAGUAAAACCAACAAUUCUAGUUGAGAGUCAGGCUCCCAAGAGGGAUGUCGUGUUCUUGCUGGAUGGAUCUGAUGGCACUAGGAGUGGAUUCCCAGCAAUGCGGGACUUUGUUCAAAGAGUAGUGGAGACACUCGGUGUGGAUGAGAACAAAGAUCGCGUGGCUGUGGUCCAGUACAGUAGAGAUCCAGCCGCCCAAUUCUAUCUGAACACAUACACAACAAAAGGAGAGAUUCUCAACACUGUAAGAGGUCUGAGACACAAAGGUGGGAGACCUCUCAACACUGGAGCAGCUCUCCAGUAUGUGAGAGACAAUGUCUUGACUGCCUCCUCCGGAAGUCGACGCACUGAAGGUGUUCCACAGUUACUGAUUCUGCUGAGUGGUGGAAGGUCCUUUGACAAUGUUGACACUCCAGCUUCUGCUCUGAAGGAGCUUGGGGUCUUGAUCUUUGGAAUUGGAACAAGGAGCUCUGAUAGCAGAGAAUUGCAGAGGAUAUCACAUGAUCCCAGUUACGCUCUGUCUGUCUCUGACUUCACUGACCUUCCAAACAUCCAGCAGCAACUUCUGUCCUCGGUGGAGUCAGUUGUUAUUGACGUUACGCCAGAAUCGACAACAGAUUUAGUUCCUCAUGACACCUCCAGAAAGGAUGUGGUAUUCCUUGUGGAUGGUUCUGAUGGCACAAGGAAUGGAUUCCCAGCAAUGCGUGAUUUUGUUCAGAGAGUAGUGGGGAAACUCAAUGUGGGAGGAGACAAAGACCGCGUUUCUGUUGUCCAGUACGGUAGAGAUCAAGAAGUUCAUUUCUAUCUGAACACAUACACCACAAAGGAGGACAUUCUUAACACUGUGAGAAGUCUGAGGCACAGAGGAGGUAGACCCCUUAACACUGGGGCAGCCCUCCAAUACGUAAGGGACAACGUCCUUACUGCCUCCUCUGGAAGCAGAAGCCAAGAGGGCGUCCCUCAGAUGCUGAUACUGCUGAGUGGGGGAAGGUCCAGUGAUAAUGUUGACAUACCAGCUUCUGCCCUGAAAGACAGUGGGGUCUUGAUCUUUGGCAUUGGAACCAGAAAUUCCAGCAGAGAGGUUCAAGGGAUUGCCACUGAUCCUAGUUUUUCCCAGUCUGUUUCUGAAUUCACUGACCUCCCCAGCGUCCAGGAGCAGUUUUUCUCCACACUCAUAACUGUACAAGUUGAGGCCACACCCAAAACCCCAACAGUCACAGUGGACCAAAGCAUUGCCAGAAAGGAUGUAGUGUUCCUGCUGGAUGGUUCCGAUGGCACUAGGAAUGGCUUUCCAGCAAUGCGUGACUUUGUUCAAAGAGUGGUAGAGAAACUCACUGUGGAGGAGAACAGAGAUCGAGUCUCUGUGGUCCAGUAUAGCAGAGAAUCAGAGGCCCACUUCUAUCUGAACACUUACACAUCAAAGGAAGACGUUGUGAACACCGUAAGAGGCCUGAAGCACAAAGGAGGGAGACCCCUCAACACUGGGGCAGCUCUCCAGUAUGUCAGGGACAAUGUCUUUAUUGCCUCCUCUGGAAGUAGGCGACUUGAAGGUGUUCCACAGAUUCUGAUACUGCUGAAUGGUGGAAGGUCCUUUGACAAUGUAGAUACACCAGCGACUGAUCUCAAGGAGCUUGGUGUCUUGGUGUUUGGAAUUGGAACAAGGAGCUCUGAUAGCAGAGAAUUACAGAAAAUAUCCUACGACCCCAGUUAUGCUCUUUCCGUGUCUGAAUUUACUGACCUCCCCAACGUCCAACAGCAGCUUCUUUCUGCUAUGAGCACUGUCAUUGUACAGGUCACAACCAUGACACCAACAGUAAAACCAACAAUUCUAGUUGAGAGUCAGGCUCCCAAGAGGGAUGUCGUGUUCUUGCUGGAUGGAUCUGAUGGCACUAGGAGUGGAUUCCCAGCAAUGCGGGACUUUGUUCAAAGAGUAGUGGAGACACUCGGUGUGGAUGAGAACAAAGAUCGCGUGGCUGUGGUCCAGUACAGUAGAGAUCCAGCCGCCCAAUUCUAUCUGAACACAUACACAACAAAAGGAGAGAUUCUCAACACUGUAAGAGGUCUGAGACACAAAGGUGGGAGACCUCUCAACACUGGAGCAGCUCUCCAGUAUGUGAGAGACAAUGUCUUGACUGCCUCCUCCGGAAGUCGACGCACUGAAGGUGUUCCACAGUUACUGAUUCUGCUGAGUGGUGGAAGGUCCUUUGACAAUGUUGACACUCCAGCUUCUGCUCUGAAGGAGCUUGGGGUCUUGAUCUUUGGAAUUGGAACAAGGAGCUCUGAUAGCAGAGAAUUGCAGAGGAUAUCACAUGAUCCCAGUUACGCUCUGUCUGUCUCUGACUUCACUGACCUUCCAAACAUCCAGCAGCAACUUCUGUCCUCGGUGGAUUCAGUUGUUAUUGACGUUACGCCAGAAUCGACAACAGAUUUAGUUCCUCAUGACACCUCCAGAAAGGAUGUGGUAUUCCUUGUGGAUGGUUCUGAUGGCACAAGGAAUGGAUUCCCAGCAAUGCGUGAUUUUGUUCAGAGAGUAGUGGGGAAACUCAAUGUGGGAGGAGACAAAGACCGCGUUUCUGUUGUCCAGUAUGGUAGAGAUCAAGAAGUUCAUUUCUAUCUGAACACAUACACCACAAAGGAGGACAUUCUUAACACUGUGAGAAGUCUGAGGCACAGAGGAGGUAGACCCCUUAACACUGGGGCAGCCCUCCAAUACGUAAGGGACAACGUCCUUACUGCCUCCUCUGGAAGCAGAAGCCAAGAGGGCGUCCCUCAGAUGCUGAUACUGCUGAGUGGGGGAAGGUCCAGUGAUAAUGUUGACAUACCAGCUUCUGCCCUGAAAGACAGUGGGGUCUUGAUCUUUGGCAUUGGAACCAGAAAUUCCAGCAGAGAGGUUCAAGGGAUUGCCACUGAUCCUAGUUUUUCCCAGUCUGUUUCUGAAUUCACUGACCUCCCCAGCGUCCAGGAGCAGUUUUUCUCCACACUCAUAACUGUACAAGUUGAGGCCACACCCAAAACCCCAACAGUCAUAGUGGACCAAAGCAUUGCCAGAAAGGAUGUAGUGUUCCUGCUGGAUGGUUCCGAUGGCACUAGGAAUGGCUUUCCAGCAAUGCGUGACUUUGUUCAAAGAGUGGUAGAGAAACUCACUGUGGAGGAGAACAGAGAUCGAGUCUCUGUGGUCCAGUAUAGCAGAGAAUCAGAGGCCCACUUCUAUCUGAACACUUACACAACAAAGGAAGAUGUUGUGAACACCGUAAGAGGCCUGAAGCACAAAGGAGGGAGACCCCUCAACACUGGGGCAGCUCUCCAGUAUGUCAGGGACAAUGUCUUUAUUGCCUCCUCUGGAAGUAGGCGACUUGAAGGUGUUCCACAGAUUCUGAUACUGCUGAAUGGUGGAAGGUCCUUUGACAAUGUAGAUACACCAGCGACUGAUCUCAAGGAGCUUGGUGUCUUGGUGUUUGGAAUUGGAACAAGGAGCUCUGAUAGCAGAGAAUUACAGAAAAUAUCCUACGACCCCAGUUAUGCUCUUUCCGUGUCUGAAUUUACUGACCUCCCCAACGUCCAACAGCAGCUUCUUUCUGCUAUGAGCACUGUCAUUGUACAGGUCACAACCAUGACACCAACAGUAAAACCAACAAUUCUAGUUGAGAGUCAGGCUCCCAGGAGGGAUGUCGUGUUCUUGCUGGAUGGAUCUGAUGGCACUAGGAGUGGAUUCCCAGCAAUGCGGGACUUUGUUCAAAGAGUAGUGGAGACACUCGGUGUGGAUGAGAACAAAGAUCGCGUGGCUGUGGUCCAGUACAGUAGAGAUCCAGCCGCCCAAUUCUAUCUGAACACAUACACAACAAAAGGAGAGAUUCUCAACACUGUACGAGGUCUGAGACACAAAGGUGGGAGACCUCUCAACACUGGAGCAGCUCUCCAGUACGUGAGAGACAAGGUCUUGACUGCCUCCUCCGGAAGUCGACGCACUGAAGGUGUUCCACAGUUACUGAUUCUGCUGAGUGGUGGAAGGUCCUUUGACAAUGUUGACACUCCAGCUUCUGCUCUGAAGGAGCUUGGGGUCUUGAUCUUUGGAAUUGGAACAAGGAGCUCUGAUAGCAGAGAAUUGCAGAGGAUAUCACAUGAUCCCAGUUACGCUCUGUCUGUCUCUGACUUCACUGACCUUCCAAACAUCCAGCAGCAACUUCUGUCCUCGGUGGAGUCAGUUGUUAUUGACGUUACGCCAGAAUCGACAACAGAUUUAGUUCCUCAUGACACCUCCAGAAAGGAUGUGGUAUUCCUUGUGGAUGGUUCUGAUGGCACAAGGAAUGGAUUCCCAGCAAUGCGUGAUUUUGUUCAGAGAGUAGUGGGGAAACUCAAUGUGGGAGGAGACAAAGACCGUGUUUCUGUUGUCCAGUACGGUAGAGAUCAAGAAGUUCAUUUCUAUCUGAACACAUACACUACAAAGGAGGACAUUCUUAACACUGUGAGAAGUCUGAGGCACAGAGGAGGUAGACCCCUUAACACUGGGGCAGCCCUCCAAUACGUAAGGGACAACGUCCUUACUGCCUCCUCUGGAAGCAGAAGCCAAGAGGGCGUCCCUCAGAUGCUGAUACUGCUGAGUGGGGGAAGGUCCAGUGAUAAUGUUGACAUACCAGCUUCUGCCCUGAAAGACAGUGGGGUCUUGAUCUUUGGCAUUGGAACCAGAAAUUCCAGCAGAGAGGUUCAAGGGAUUGCCACUGAUCCUAGUUUUUCCCAGUCUGUUUCUGAAUUCACUGACCUCCCCAGCGUCCAGGAGAAGUUUUUCUCCACACUCAUAACUGUACAAGUUGAGGCCACACCCAAAACCCCAACAGUCAUAGUGGACCAAAGCAUUGCCAGAAAGGAUGUAGUAUUCCUGCUGGAUGGUUCUGAUGGUACUAGGAAUGGCUUUCCAGCAAUGCGUGACUUUGUUCAAAGAGUGGUAGAGAAACUCACUGUGGAGGAGAACAGAGAUCGAGUCUCUGUGGUCCAGUAUAGCAUAGAAUCAGAGGCCCACUUCUAUCUGAACACUUACACAACAAAGGAAGACGUUGUGAACACCGUAAGAGGCCUGAGGCACAAAGGAGGGAGACCCCUCAACACUGGGGCUGCUCUCCAGUAUGUCAGGGACAAUGUCUUUACUGCCUCCUCCGGAAGUAGGCGCCUUGAAGGUGUUCCACAGAUUCUGAUACUGCUGAAUGGUGGAAGGUCCUUUGACAAUGUAGAUACACCAGCGUCUGAUCUCAAGGAGCUUGGUGUCUUGGUGUUUGGAAUUGGAACAAGGAGCUCUGAUAGCAGAGAAUUACAGAAAAUAUCCUAUGACCCCAGUUAUGCUCUUUCCGUGUCUGAAUUUACUGACCUCCCCAACGUCCAACAGCAGCUUCUUUCUGCUAUGAGCACUGUCAUUGUACAGGUCACAACCAUGACACCAACAGUAAAACCAACAAUUCUAGUUGAGAGUCAGGCUCCCAGGAGGGAUGUCGUGUUCUUGCUGGAUGGAUCUGAUGGCACUAGGAGUGGAUUCCCAGCAAUGCGGGACUUUGUUCAAAGAGUAGUGGAGACACUCGGUGUGGAUGAGAACAAAGAUCGCGUGGCUGUGGUCCAGUACAGUAGAGAUCCAGCCGCCCAAUUCUAUCUGAACACAUACACAACAAAAGGAGAGAUUCUCAACACUGUAAGAGGUCUGAGACACAAAGGUGGGAGACCUCUCAACACUGGAGCAGCUCUCCAGUACGUGAGAGACAAUGUCUUGACUGCCUCCUCCGGAAGUCGACGCACUGAAGGUGUUCCACAGUUACUGAUUCUGCUGAGUGGUGGAAGGUCCUUUGACAAUGUUGACACUCCAGCUUCUGCUCUGAAGGAGCUUGGGGUCUUGAUCUUUGGAAUUGGAACAAGGAGCUCUGAUAGCAGAGAAUUGCAGAGGAUAUCACAUGAUCCCAGUUACGCUCUGUCUGUCUCUGACUUCACUGACCUUCCAAACAUCCAGCAGCAACUUCUGUCCUCGGUGGAGUCAGUUGUUAUUGACGUUACGCCAGAAUCGACAACAGAUUUAGUUCCUCAUGACACCUCCAGAAAGGAUGUGGUAUUCCUUGUGGAUGGUUCUGAUGGCACAAGGAAUGGAUUCCCAGCAAUGCGUGAUUUUGUUCAGAGAGUAGUGGGGAAACUCAAUGUGGGAGGAGACAAAGACCGCGUUUCUGUUGUCCAGUACGGUAGAGAUCAAGAAGUUCAUUUCUAUCUGAACACAUACACCACAAAGGAGGACAUUCUUAACACUGUGAGAAGUCUGAGGCACAGAGGAGGUAGACCCCUUAACACUGGGGCAGCCCUCCAAUACGUAAGGGACAACGUCCUUACUGCCUCCUCUGGAAGCAGAAGCCAAGAGGGCGUCCCUCAGAUGCUGAUACUGCUGAGUGGGGGAAGGUCCAGUGAUAAUGUUGACAUACCAGCUUCUGCCCUGAAAGACAGUGGGGUCUUGAUCUUUGGCAUUGGAACCAGAAAUUCCAGCAGAGAGGUUCAAGGGAUUGCCACUGAUCCUAGUUUUUCCCAGUCUGUUUCUGAAUUCACUGACCUCCCCAGCGUCCAGGAGCAGUUUUUCUCCACACUCAUAACUGUACAAGUUGAGGCCACACCCAAAACCCCAACAGUCACAGUGGACCAAAGCAUUGCCAGAAAGGAUGUAGUAUUCCUGCUGGAUGGUUCUGAUGGCACUAGGAAUGGCUUUCCAGCAAUGCGUGACUUUGUUCAAAGAGUGGUAGAGAAACUCACUGUGGAGGAGAACAGAGAUCGAGUCUCUGUGGUCCAGUAUAGCAGAGAAUCAGAGGCCCACUUCUAUCUGAACACUUACACAACAAAGGAAGACGUUGUGAACACCGUAAGAGGCCUGAGGCACAAAGGAGGGAGACCCCUCAACACUGGGGCAGCUCUCCAGUAUGUCAGGGACAAUGUCUUUACUGCCUCCUCCGGAAGUAGGCGCCUUGAAGGUGUUCCACAGAUUCUGAUACUGCUGAAUGGUGGAAGGUCCUUUGACAAUGUAGAUACACCAGCGUCUGAUCUCAAGGAGCUUGGUGUCUUGGUGUUUGGAAUUGGAACAAGGAGCUCUGAUAGCAGAGAAUUACAGAAAAUAUCCUAUGACCCCAGUUAUGCUCUUUCCGUGUCUGAAUUUACUGACCUCCCCAACGUCCAACAGCAGCUUCUUUCUGCUAUGAGCACUGUCAUUGUACAGGUCACAACCAUGACACCAACAGUAAAACCAACAAUUCUAGUUGAGAGUCAGGCUCCCAGGAGGGAUGUUGUGUUCUUGCUGGAUGGAUCUGAUGGCACUAGGAGUGGAUUCCCAGCAAUGCGGGACUUUGUUCAAAGAGUAGUGGAGACACUCGGUGUGGAUGAGAACAAAGAUCGCGUGGCUGUGGUCCAGUACAGUGGAGAUCCAGUCGCCCAAUUCUAUCUGAACACAUACACAACAAAAGGAGAGAUUCUCAACACUGUACAAGGUCUGAGACACAAAGGUGGGAGACCUCUCAACACUGGAGCAGCUCUCCAGUACGUGAGAGACAAUGUCUUGACUGCCUCCUCCGGAAGUCGACGCACUGAAGGUGUUCCACAGUUACUGAUUCUGCUGAGUGGUGGAAGGUCCUUUGACAAUGUUGACACUCCAGCUUCUGCUCUGAAGGAGCUUGGGGUCUUGAUCUUUGGAAUUGGAACAAGGAGCUCUGAUAGCAGAGAAUUGCAGAGGAUAUCACAUGAUCCCAGUUACGCUCUGUCUGUCUCUGACUUCACUGACCUUCCAAACAUCCAGCAGCAACUUCUGUCCUCGGUGGAGUCAGUUGUUAUUGACGUUACGCCAGAAUCGACAACAGAUUUAGUUCCUCAUGACACCUCCAGAAAGGAUGUGGUAUUCCUUGUGGAUGGUUCUGAUGGCACAAGGAAUGGAUUCCCAGCAAUGCGUGAUUUUGUUCAGAGAGUAGUGGGGAAACUCAAUGUGGGAGGAGACAAAGACCGCGUUUCUGUUGUCCAGUACGGUAGAGAUCAAGAAGUUCAUUUCUAUCUGAACACAUACACCACAAAGGAGGACAUUCUUAACACUGUGAGAAGUCUGAGGCACAGAGGAGGUAGACCCCUUAACACUGGGGCAGCCCUCCAAUACGUAAGGGACAACGUCCUUACUGCCUCCUCUGGAAGCAGAAGCCAAGAGGGCGUCCCUCAGAUGCUGAUACUGCUGAGUGGGGGAAGGUCCAGUGAUAAUGUUGACAUACCAGCUUCUGCCCUGAAAGACAGUGGGGUCUUGAUCUUUGGCAUUGGAACCAGAAAUUCCAGCAGAGAGGUUCAAGGGAUUGCCACUGAUCCUAGUUUUUCCCAGUCUGUUUCUGAAUUCACUGACCUCCCCAGCGUCCAGGAGCAGUUUUUCUCCACACUCAUAACUGUACAAGUUGAGGCCACACCCAAAACCCCAACAGUCACAGUGGACCAAAGCAUUGCCAGAAAGGAUGUAGUAUUCCUGCUGGAUGGUUCUGAUGGCACUAGGAAUGGCUUUCCAGCAAUGCGUGACUUUGUUCAAAGAGUGGUAGAGAAACUCACUGUGGAGGAGAACAGAGAUCGAGUCUCUGUGGUCCAGUAUAGCAGAGAAUCAGAGGCCCACUUCUAUCUGAACACUUACACAACAAAGGAAGACGUUGUGAACACCGUAAGAGGCCUGAGGCACAAAGGAGGGAGACCCCUCAACACUGGGGCAGCUCUCCAGUAUGUCAGGGACAAUGUCUUUACUGCCUCCUCCGGAAGUAGGCGCCUUGAAGGUGUUCCACAGAUUCUGAUACUGCUGAAUGGUGGAAGGUCCUUUGACAAUGUAGAUACACCAGCGUCUGAUCUCAAGGAGCUUGGUGUCUUGGUGUUUGGAAUUGGAACAAGGAGCUCUGAUAGCAGAGAAUUACAGAAAAUAUCCUAUGACCCCAGUUAUGCUCUUUCCGUGUCUGAAUUUACUGACCUCCCCAACGUCCAACAGCAGCUUCUUUCUGCUAUGAGCACUGUCAUUGUACAGGUCACAACCAUGACACCAACAGUAAAACCAACAAUUCUAGUUGAGAGUCAGGCUCCCAGGAGGGAUGUUGUGUUCUUGCUGGAUGGAUCUGAUGGCACUAGGAGUGGAUUCCCAGCAAUGCGGGACUUUGUUCAAAGAGUAGUGGAGACACUCGGUGUGGAUGAGAACAAAGAUCGCGUGGCUGUGGUCCAGUACAGUAGAGAUCCAGCCGCCCAAUUCUAUCUGAACACAUACACAACAAAAGGAGAGAUUCUCAACACUGUACGAGGUCUGAGACACAAAGGUGGGAGACCUCUCAACACUGGAGCAGCUCUCCAGUACGUGAGAGACAAUGUCUUGACUGCCUCCUCCGGAAGUCGACGCACUGAAGGUGUUCCACAGUUACUGAUUCUGCUGAGUGGUGGAAGGUCCUUUGACAAUGUUGACACUCCAGCUUCUGCUCUGAAGGAGCUUGGGGUCUUGAUCUUUGGAAUUGGAACAAGGAGCUCUGAUAGCAGAGAAUUGCAGAGGAUAUCACAUGAUCCCAGUUACGCUCUGUCUGUCUCUGACUUCACUGACCUUCCAAACAUCCAGCAGCAACUUCUGUCCUCGGUGGAGUCAGUUGUUAUUGACGUUACGCCAGAAUCGACAACAGAUUUAGUUCCUCAUGACACCUCCAGAAAGGAUGUGGUAUUCCUUGUGGAUGGUUCUGAUGGCACAAGGAAUGGAUUCCCAGCAAUGCGUGAUUUUGUUCAGAGAGUAGUGGGGAAACUCAAUGUGGGAGGAGACAAAGACCGCGUUUCUGUUGUCCAGUACGGUAGAGAUCAAGAAGUUCAUUUCUAUCUGAACACAUACACCACAAAGGAGGACAUUCUUAACACUGUGAGAAGUCUGAGGCACAGAGGAGGUAGACCCCUUAACACUGGGGCAGCCCUCCAAUACGUAAGGGACAACGUCCUUACUGCCUCCUCUGGAAGCAGAAGCCAAGAGGGCGUCCCUCAGAUGCUGAUACUGCUGAGUGGGGGAAGGUCCAGUGAUAAUGUUGACAUACCAGCUUCUGCCCUGAAAGACAGUGGGGUCUUGAUCUUUGGCAUUGGAACCAGAAAUUCCAGCAGAGAGGUUCAAGGGAUUGCCACUGAUCCUAGUUUUUCCCAGUCUGUUUCUGAAUUCACUGACCUCCCCAGCGUCCAGGAGCAGUUUUUCUCCACACUCAUAACUGUACAAGUUGAGGCCACACCCAAAACCCCAACAGUCACAGUGGACCAAAGCAUUGCCAGAAAGGAUGUAGUAUUCCUGCUGGAUGGUUCUGAUGGCACUAGGAAUGGCUUUCCAGCAAUGCGUGACUUUGUUCAAAGAGUGGUAGAGAAACUCACUGUGGAGGAGAACAGAGAUCGAGUCUCUGUGGUCCAGUAUAGCAGAGAAUCAGAGGCCCACUUCUAUCUGAACACUUACACAACAAAGGAAGACGUUGUGAACACCGUAAGAGGCCUGAGGCACAAAGGAGGGAGACCCCUCAACACUGGGGCAGCUCUCCAGUAUGUCAGGGACAAUGUCUUUACUGCCUCCUCCGGAAGUAGGCGCCUUGAAGGUGUUCCACAGAUUCUGAUACUGCUGAAUGGUGGAAGGUCCUUUGACAAUGUAGAUACACCAGCGUCUGAUCUCAAGGAGCUUGGUGUCUUGGUGUUUGGAAUUGGAACAAGGAGCUCUGAUAGCAGAGAAUUACAGAAAAUAUCCUAUGACCCCAGUUAUGCUCUUUCCGUGUCUGAAUUUACUGACCUCCCCAACGUCCAACAGCAGCUUCUUUCUGCUAUGAGCACUGUCAUUGUACAGGUCACAACCAUGACACCAACAGUAAAACCAACAAUUCUAGUUGAGAGUCAGGCUCCCAGGAGGGAUGUUGUGUUCUUGCUGGAUGGAUCUGAUGGCACUAGGAGUGGAUUCCCAGCAAUGCGGGACUUUGUUCAAAGAGUAGUGGAGACACUCGGUGUGGAUGAGAACAAAGAUCGCGUGGCUGUGGUCCAGUACAGUAGAGAUCCAGCCGCCCAAUUCUAUCUGAACACAUACACAACAAAAGGAGAGAUUCUCAACACUGUACGAGGUCUGAGACACAAAGGUGGGAGACCUCUCAACACUGGAGCAGCUCUCCAGUACGUGAGAGACAAUGUCUUGACUGCCUCCUCCGGAAGUCGACGCACUGAAGGUGUUCCACAGUUACUGAUUCUGCUGAGUGGUGGAAGGUCCUUUGACAAUGUUGACACUCCAGCUUCUGCUCUGAAGGAGCUUGGGGUCUUGAUCUUUGGAAUUGGAACAAGGAGCUCUGAUAGCAGAGAAUUGCAGAGGAUAUCACAUGAUCCCAGUUACGCUCUGUCUGUCUCUGACUUCACUGACCUUCCAAACAUCCAGCAGCAACUUCUGUCCUCGGUGGAGUCAGUUGUUAUUGACGUUACGCCAGAAUCGACAACAGAUUUAGUUCCUCAUGACACCUCCAGAAAGGAUGUGGUAUUCCUUGUGGAUGGUUCUGAUGGCACAAGGAAUGGAUUCCCAGCAAUGCGUGAUUUUGUUCAGAGAGUAGUGGGGAAACUCAAUGUGGGAGGAGACAAAGACCGCGUUUCUGUUGUCCAGUACGGUAGAGAUCAAGAAGUUCAUUUCUAUCUGAACACAUACACCACAAAGGAGGACAUUCUUAACACUGUGAGAAGUCUGAGGCACAGAGGAGGUAGACCCCUUAACACUGGGGCAGCCCUCCAAUACGUAAGGGACAACGUCCUUACUGCCUCCUCUGGAAGCAGAAGCCAAGAGGGCGUCCCUCAGAUGCUGAUACUGCUGAGUGGGGGAAGGUCCAGUGAUAAUGUUGACAUACCAGCUUCUGCCCUGAAAGACAGUGGGGUCUUGAUCUUUGGCAUUGGAACCAGAAAUUCCAGCAGAGAGGUUCAAGGGAUUGCCACUGAUCCUAGUUUUUCCCAGUCUGUUUCUGAAUUCACUGACCUCCCCAGCGUCCAGGAGCAGUUUUUCUCCACACUCAUAACUGUACAAGUUGAGGCCACACCCAAAACCCCAACAGUCACAGUGGACCAAAGCAUUGCCAGAAAGGAUGUAGUAUUCCUGCUGGAUGGUUCUGAUGGCACUAGGAAUGGCUUUCCAGCAAUGCGUGACUUUGUUCAAAGAGUGGUAGAGAAACUCACUGUGGAGGAGAACAGAGAUCGAGUCUCUGUGGUCCAGUAUAGCAGAGAAUCAGAGGCCCACUUCUAUCUGAACACUUACACAACAAAGGAAGACGUUGUGAACACCGUAAGAGGCCUGAGGCACAAAGGAGGGAGACCCCUCAACACUGGGGCAGCUCUCCAGGAUGUCAGGGACAAUGUCUUUACUGCCUCCUCCGGAAGUAGGCGCCUUGAAGGUGUUCCACAGAUUCUGAUACUGCUGAAUGGUGGAAGGUCCUUUGACAAUGUAGAUACACCAGCGUCUGAUCUCAAGGAGCUUGGUGUCUUGGUGUUUGGAAUUGGAACAAGGAGCUCUGAUAGCAGAGAAUUACAGAAAAUAUCCUAUGACCCCAGUUAUGCUCUUUCCGUGUCUGAAUUUACUGACCUCCCCAACGUCCAACAGCAGCUUCUUUCUGCUAUGAGCACUGUCAUUGUACAGGUCACAACCAUGACACCAACAGUAAAACCAACAAUUCUAGUUGAGAGUCAGGCUCCCAGGAGGGAUGUUGUGUUCUUGCUGGAUGGAUCUGAUGGCACUAGGAGUGGAUUCCCAGCAAUGCGGGACUUUGUUCAAAGAGUAGUGGAGACACUCGGUGUGGAUGAGAACAAAGAUCGCGUGGCUGUGGUCCAGUACAGUAGAGAUCCAGCCGCCCAAUUCUAUCUGAACACAUACACAACAAAAGGAGAGAUUCUCAACACUGUACGAGGUCUGAGACACAAAGGUGGGAGACCUCUCAACACUGGAGCAGCUCUCCAGUACGUGAGAGACAAUGUCUUGACUGCCUCCUCCGGAAGUCGACGCACUGAAGGUGUUCCACAGUUACUGAUUCUGCUGAGUGGUGGAAGGUCCUUUGACAAUGUUGACACUCCAGCUUCUGCUCUGAAGGAGCUUGGGGUCUUGAUCUUUGGAAUUGGAACAAGGAGCUCUGAUAGCAGAGAAUUGCAGAGGAUAUCACAUGAUCCCAGUUACGCUCUGUCUGUCUCUGACUUCACUGACCUUCCAAACAUCCAGCAGCAACUUCUGUCCUCGGUGGAGUCAGUUGUUAUUGACGUUACGCCAGAAUCGACAACAGAUUUAGUUCCUCAUGACACCUCCAGAAAGGAUGUGGUAUUCCUUGUGGAUGGUUCUGAUGGCACAAGGAAUGGAUUCCCAGCAAUGCGUGAUUUUGUUCAGAGAGUAGUGGGGAAACUCAAUGUGGGAGGAGACAAAGACCGCGUUUCUGUUGUCCAGUACGGUAGAGAUCAAGAAGUUCAUUUCUAUCUGAACACAUACACCACAAAGGAGGACAUUCUUAACACUGUGAGAAGUCUGAGGCACAGAGGAGGUAGACCCCUUAACACUGGGGCAGCCCUCCAAUACGUAAGGGACAACGUCCUUACUGCCUCCUCUGGAAGCAGAAGCCAAGAGGGCGUCCCUCAGAUGCUGAUACUGCUGAGUGGGGGAAGGUCCAGUGAUAAUGUUGACAUACCAGCUUCUGCCCUGAAAGACAGUGGGGUCUUGAUCUUUGGCAUUGGAACCAGAAAUUCCAGCAGAGAGGUUCAAGGGAUUGCCACUGAUCCUAGUUUUUCCCAGUCUGUUUCUGAAUUCACUGACCUCCCCAGCGUCCAGGAGCAGUUUUUCUCCACACUCAUAACUGUACAAGUUGAGGCCACACCCAAAACCCCAACAGUCACAGUGGACCAAAGCAUUGCCAGAAAGGAUGUAGUAUUCCUGCUGGAUGGUUCUGAUGGCACUAGGAAUGGCUUUCCAGCAAUGCGUGACUUUGUUCAAAGAGUGGUAGAGAAACUCACUGUGGAGGAGAACAGAGAUCGAGUCUCUGUGGUCCAGUAUAGCAGAGAAUCAGAGGCCCACUUCUAUCUGAACACUUACACAACAAAGGAAGACGUUGUGAACACCGUAAGAGGCCUGAGGCACAAAGGAGGGAGACCCCUCAACACUGGGGCAGCUCUCCAGUAUGUCAGGGACAAUGUCUUUACUGCCUCCUCCGGAAGUAGGCGCCUUGAAGGUGUUCCACAGAUUCUGAUACUGCUGAAUGGUGGAAGGUCCUUUGACAAUGUAGAUACACCAGCGUCUGAUCUCAAGGAGCUUGGUGUCUUGGUGUUUGGAAUUGGAACAAGGAGCUCUGAUAGCAGAGAAUUACAGAAAAUAUCCUAUGACCCCAGUUAUGCUCUUUCCGUGUCUGAAUUUACUGACCUCCCCAACGUCCAACAGCAGCUUCUUUCUGCUAUGAGCACUGUCAUUGUACAGGUCACAACCAUGACACCAACAGUAAAACCAACAAUUCUAGUUGAGAGUCAGGCUCCCAGGAGGGAUGUUGUGUUCUUGCUGGAUGGAUCUGAUGGCACUAGGAGUGGAUUCCCAGCAAUGCGGGACUUUGUUCAAAGAGUAGUGGAGACACUCGGUGUGGAUGAGAACAAAGAUCGCGUGGCUGUGGUCCAGUACAGUAGAGAUCCAGCCGCCCAAUUCUAUCUGAACACAUACACAACAAAAGGAGAGAUUCUCAACACUGUACGAGGUCUGAGACACAAAGGUGGGAGACCUCUCAACACUGGAGCAGCUCUCCAGUACGUGAGAGACAAUGUCUUGACUGCCUCCUCCGGAAGUCGACGCACUGAAGGUGUUCCACAGUUACUGAUUCUGCUGAGUGGUGGAAGGUCCUUUGACAAUGUUGACACUCCAGCUUCUGCUCUGAAGGAGCUUGGGGUCUUGAUCUUUGGAAUUGGAACAAGGAGCUCUGAUAGCAGAGAAUUGCAGAGGAUAUCACAUGAUCCCAGUUACGCUCUGUCUGUCUCUGACUUCACUGACCUUCCAAACAUCCAGCAGCAACUUCUGUCCUCGGUGGAGUCAGUUGUUAUUGACGUUACGCCAGAAUCGACAACAGAUUUAGUUCCUCAUGACACCUCCAGAAAGGAUGUGGUAUUCCUUGUGGAUGGUUCUGAUGGCACAAGGAAUGGAUUCCCAGCAAUGCGUGAUUUUGUUCAGAGAGUAGUGGGGAAACUCAAUGUGGGAGGAGACAAAGACCGCGUUUCUGUUGUCCAGUACGGUAGAGAUCAAGAAGUUCAUUUCUAUCUGAACACAUACACCACAAAGGAGGACAUUCUUAACACUGUGAGAAGUCUGAGGCACAGAGGUGGUAGACCCCUUAACACUGGGGCAGCCCUCCAAUACGUAAGGGACAACGUCCUUACUGCCUCCUCUGGAAGCAGAAGCCAAGAGGGCGUCCCUCAGAUGCUGAUACUGCUGAGUGGGGGAAGGUCCAGUGAUAAUGUUGACAUACCAGCUUCUGCCCUGAAAGACAGUGGGGUCUUGAUCUUUGGCAUUGGAACCAGAAAUUCCAGCAGAGAGGUUCAAGGGAUUGCCACUGAUCCUAGUUUUUCCCAGUCUGUUUCUGAAUUCACUGACCUCCCCAGCGUCCAGGAGCAGUUUUUCUCCACACUCAUAACUGUACAAGUUGAGGCCACACCCAAAACCCCAACAGUCACAGUGGACCAAAGCAUUGCCAGAAAGGAUGUAGUAUUCCUGCUGGAUGGUUCUGAUGGCACUAGGAAUGGCUUUCCAGCAAUGCGUGACUUUGUUCAAAGAGUGGUAGAGAAACUCACUGUGGAGGAGAACAGAGAUCGAGUCUCUGUGGUCCAGUAUAGCAGAGAAUCAGAGGCCCACUUCUAUCUGAACACUUACACAACAAAGGAAGACGUUGUGAACACCGUAAGAGGCCUGAGGCACAAAGGAGGGAGACCCCUCAACACUGGGGCAGCUCUCCAGUAUGUCAGGGACAAUGUCUUUACUGCCUCCUCCGGAAGUAGGCGCCUUGAAGGUGUUCCACAGAUUCUGAUACUGCUGAAUGGUGGAAGGUCCUUUGACAAUGUAGAUACACCAGCGUCUGAUCUCAAGGAGCUUGGUGUCUUGGUGUUUGGAAUUGGAACAAGGAGCUCUGAUAGCAGAGAAUUACAGAAAAUAUCCUAUGACCCCAGUUAUGCUCUUUCCGUGUCUGAAUUUACUGACCUCCCCAACGUCCAACAGCAGCUUCUUUCUGCUAUGAGCACUGUCAUUGUACAGGUCACAACCAUGACACCAACAGUAAAACCAACAAUUCUAGUUGAGAGUCAGGCUCCCAGGAGGGAUGUUGUGUUCUUGCUGGAUGGAUCUGAUGGCACUAGGAGUGGAUUCCCAGCAAUGCGGGACUUUGUUCAAAGAGUAGUGGAGACACUCGGUGUGGAUGAGAACAAAGAUCGCGUGGCUGUGGUCCAGUACAGUAGAGAUCCAGCCGCCCAAUUCUAUCUGAACACAUACACAACAAAAGGAGAGAUUCUCAACACUGUACGAGGUCUGAGACACAAAGGUGGGAGACCUCUCAACACUGGAGCAGCUCUCCAGUACGUGAGAGACAAUGUCUUGACUGCCUCCUCCGGAAGUCGACGCACUGAAGGUGUUCCACAGUUACUGAUUCUGCUGAGUGGUGGAAGGUCCUUUGACAAUGUUGACACUCCAGCUUCUGCUCUGAAGGAGCUUGGGGUCUUGAUCUUUGGAAUUGGAACAAGGAGCUCUGAUAGCAGAGAAUUGCAGAGGAUAUCACAUGAUCCCAGUUACGCUCUGUCUGUCUCUGACUUCACUGACCUUCCAAACAUCCAGCAGCAACUUCUGUCCUCGGUGGAGUCAGUUGUUAUUGACGUUACGCCAGAAUCGACAACAGAUUUAGUUCCUCAUGACACCUCCAGAAAGGAUGUGGUAUUCCUUGUGGAUGGUUCUGAUGGCACAAGGAAUGGAUUCCCAGCAAUGCGUGAUUUUGUUCAGAGAGUAGUGGGGAAACUCAAUGUGGGAGGAGACAAAGACCGCGUUUCUGUUGUCCAGUACGGUAGAGAUCAAGAAGUUCAUUUCUAUCUGAACACAUACACCACAAAGGAGGACAUUCUUAACACUGUGAGAAGUCUGAGGCACAGAGGUGGUAGACCCCUUAACACUGGGGCAGCCCUCCAAUACGUAAGGGACAACGUCCUUACUGCCUCCUCUGGAAGCAGAAGCCAAGAGGGCGUCCCUCAGAUGCUGAUACUGCUGAGUGGGGGAAGGUCCAGUGAUAAUGUUGACAUACCAGCUUCUGCCCUGAAAGACAGUGGGGUCUUGAUCUUUGGCAUUGGAACCAGAAAUUCCAGCAGAGAGGUUCAAGGGAUUGCCACUGAUCCUAGUUUUUCCCAGUCUGUUUCUGAAUUCACUGACCUCCCCAGCGUCCAGGAGCAGUUUUUCUCCACACUCAUAACUGUACAAGUUGAGGCCACACCCAAAACCCCAACAGUCACAGUGGACCAAAGCAUUGCCAGAAAGGAUGUAGUAUUCCUGCUGGAUGGUUCUGAUGGCACUAGGAAUGGCUUUCCAGCAAUGCGUGACUUUGUUCAAAGAGUGGUAGAGAAACUCACUGUGGAGGAGAACAGAGAUCGAGUCUCUGUGGUCCAGUAUAGCAGAGAAUCAGAGGCCCACUUCUAUCUGAACACUUACACAACAAAUGAAGACGUUGUGAACACCGUAAGAGGCCUGAGGCACAAAGGAGGGAGACCCCUCAACACUGGGGCAGCUCUCCAGUAUGUCAGGGACAAUGUCUUUACUGCCUCCUCCGGAAGUAGGCGCCUUGAAGGUGUUCCACAGAUUCUGAUACUGCUGAAUGGUGGAAGGUCCUUUGACAAUGUAGAUACACCAGCGUCUGAUCUCAAGGAGCUUGGUGUCUUGGUGUUUGGAAUUGGAACAAGGAGCUCUGAUAGCAGAGAAUUACAGAAAAUAUCCUAUGACCCCAGUUAUGCUCUUUCCGUGUCUGAAUUUACUGACCUCCCCAACGUCCAACAGCAGCUUCUUUCUGCUAUGAGCACUGUCAUUGUACAGGUCACAACCAUGACACCAACAGUAAAACCAACAAUUCUAGUUGAGAGUCAGGCUCCCAGGAGGGAUGUUGUGUUCUUGCUGGAUGGAUCUGAUGGCACUAGGAGUGGAUUCCCAGCAAUGCGGGACUUUGUUCAAAGAGUAGUGGAGACACUCGGUGUGGAUGAGAACAAAGAUCGCGUGGCUGUGGUCCAGUACAGUAGAGAUCCAGCCGCCCAAUUCUAUCUGAACACAUACACAACAAAAGGAGAGAUUCUCAACACUGUACAAGGUCUGAGACACAAAGGUGGGAGACCUCUCAACACUGGAGCAGCUCUCCAGUACGUGAGAGACAAUGUCUUGACUGCCUCCUCCGGAAGUCGACGCACUGAAGGUGUUCCACAGUUACUGAUUCUGCUGAGUGGUGGAAGGUCCUUUGACAAUGUUGACACUCCAGCUUCUGCUCUGAAGGAGCUUGGGGUCUUGAUCUUUGGAAUUGGAACAAGGAGCUCUGAUAGCAGAGAAUUGCAGAGGAUAUCACAUGAUCCCAGUUACGCUCUGUCUGUCUCUGACUUCACUGACCUUCCAAACAUCCAGCAGCAACUUCUGUCCUCGGUGGAGUCAGUUGUUAUUGACGUUACGCCAGAAUCGACAACAGAUUUAGUUCCUCAUGACACCUCCAGAAAGGAUGUGGUAUUCCUUGUGGAUGGUUCUGAUGGCACAAGGAAUGGAUUCCCAGCAAUGCGUGAUUUUGUUCAGAGAGUAGUGGGGAAACUCAAUGUGGGACGAGACAAAGACCGCGUUUCUGUUGUCCAGUACGGUAGAGAUCAAGAAGUUCAUUUCUAUCUGAACACAUACACCACAAAGGAGGACAUUCUUAACACUGUGAGAAGUCUGAGGCACAGAGGUGGUAGACCCCUUAACACUGGGGCAGCCCUCCAAUACGUAAGGGACAACGUCCUUACUGCCUCCUCUGGAAGCAGAAGCCAAGAGGGCGUCCCUCAGAUGCUGAUACUGCUGAGUGGGGGAAGGUCCAGUGAUAAUGUUGACAUACCAGCUUCUGCCCUGAAAGACAGUGGGGUCUUGAUCUUUGGCAUUGGAACCAGAAAUUCCAGCAGAGAGGUUCAAGGGAUUGCCACUGAUCCUAGUUUUUCCCAGUCUGUUUCUGAAUUCACUGACCUCCCCAGCGUCCAGGAGCAGUUUUUCUCCACACUCAUAACUGUACAAGUUGAGGCCACACCCAAAACCCCAACAGUCACAGUGGACCAAAGCAUUGCCAGAAAGGAUGUAGUAUUCCUGCUGGAUGGUUCUGAUGGCACUAGGAAUGGCUUUCCAGCAAUGCGUGACUUUGUUCAAAGAGUGGUAGAGAAACUCACUGUGGAGGAGAACAGAGAUCGAGUCUCUGUGGUCCAGUAUAGCAGAGAAUCAGAGGCCCACUUCUAUCUGAACACUUACACAACAAAUGAAGACGUUGUGAACACCGUAAGAGGCCUGAGGCACAAAGGAGGGAGACCCCUCAACACUGGGGCAGCUCUCCAGUAUGUCAGGGACAAUGUCUUUACUGCCUCCUCCGGAAGUAGGCGCCUUGAAGGUGUUCCACAGAUUCUGAUACUGCUGAAUGGUGGAAGGUCCUUUGACAAUGUAGAUACACCAGCGUCUGAUCUCAAGGAGCUUGGUGUCUUGGUGUUUGGAAUUGGAACAAGGAGCUCUGAUAGCAGAGAAUUACAGAAAAUAUCCUAUGACCCCAGUUAUGCUCUUUCCGUGUCUGAAUUUACUGACCUCCCCAACGUCCAACAGCAGCUUCUUUCUGCUAUGAGCACUGUCAUUGUACAGGUCACAACCAUGACACCAACAGUAAAACCAACAAUUCUAGUUGAGAGUCAGGCUCCCAGGAGGGAUGUUGUGUUCUUGCUGGAUGGAUCUGAUGGCACUAGGAGUGGAUUCCCAGCAAUGCGGGACUUUGUUCAAAGAGUAGUGGAGACACUCGGUGUGGAUGAGAACAAAGAUCGCGUGGCUGUGGUCCAGUACAGUAGAGAUCCAGCCGCCCAAUUCUAUCUGAACACAUACACAACAAAAGGAGAGAUUCUCAACACUGUACGAGGUCUGAGACACAAAGGUGGGAGACCUCUCAACACUGGAGCAGCUCUCCAGUACGUGAGAGACAAUGUCUUGACUGCCUCCUCCGGAAGUCGACGCACUGAAGGUGUUCCACAGUUACUGAUUCUGCUGAGUGGUGGAAGGUCCUUUGACAAUGUUGACACUCCAGCUUCUGCUCUGAAGGAGCUUGGGGUCUUGAUCUUUGGAAUUGGAACAAGGAGCUCUGAUAGCAGAGAAUUGCAGAGGAUAUCACAUGAUCCCAGUUACGCUCUGUCUGUCUCUGACUUCACUGACCUUCCAAACAUCCAGCAGCAACUUCUGUCCUCGGUGGAGUCAGUUGUUAUUGACGUUACGCCAGAAUCGACAACAGAUUUAGUUCCUCAUGACACCUCCAGAAAGGAUGUGGUAUUCCUUGUGGAUGGUUCUGAUGGCACAAGGAAUGGAUUCCCAGCAAUGCGUGAUUUUGUUCAGAGAGUAGUGGGGAAACUCAAUGUGGGAGGAGACAAAGACCGCGUUUCUGUUGUCCAGUACGGUAGAGAUCAAGAAGUUCAUUUCUAUCUGAACACAUACACCACAAAGGAGGACAUUCUUAACACUGUGAGAAGUCUGAGGCACAGAGGUGGUAGACCCCUUAACACUGGGGCAGCCCUCCAAUACGUAAGGGACAACGUCCUUACUGCCUCCUCUGGAAGCAGAAGCCAAGAGGGCGUCCCUCAGAUGCUGAUACUGCUGAGUGGGGGAAGGUCCAGUGAUAAUGUUGACAUACCAGCUUCUGCCCUGAAAGACAGUGGGGUCUUGAUCUUUGGCAUUGGAACCAGAAAUUCCAGCAGAGAGGUUCAAGGGAUUGCCACUGAUCCUAGUUUUUCCCAGUCUGUUUCUGAAUUCACUGACCUCCCCAGCGUCCAGGAGCAGUUUUUCUCCACACUCAUAACUGUACAAGUUGAGGCCACACCCAAAACCCCAACAGUCACAGUGGACCAAAGCAUUGCCAGAAAGGAUGUAGUAUUCCUGCUGGAUGGUUCUGAUGGCACUAGGAAUGGCUUUCCAGCAAUGCGUGACUUUGUUCAAAGAGUGGUAGAGAAACUCACUGUGGAGGAGAACAGAGAUCGAGUCUCUGUGGUCCAGUAUAGCAGAGAAUCAGAGGCCCACUUCUAUCUGAACACUUACACAACAAAGGAAGACGUUGUGAACACCGUAAGAGGCCUGAGGCACAAAGGAGGGAGACCCCUCAACACUGGGGCAGCUCUCCAGUAUGUCAGGGACAAUGUCUUUACUGCCUCCUCCGGAAGUAGGCGCCUUGAAGGUGUUCCACAGAUUCUGAUACUGCUGAAUGGUGGAAGGUCCUUUGACAAUGUAGAUACACCAGCGUCUGAUCUCAAGGAGCUUGGUGUCUUGGUGUUUGGAAUUGGAACAAGGAGCUCUGAUAGCAGAGAAUUACAGAAAAUAUCCUAUGACCCCAGUUAUGCUCUUUCCGUGUCUGAAUUUACUGACCUCCCCAACGUCCAACAGCAGCUUCUUUCUGCUAUGAGCACUGUCAUUGUACAGGUCACAACCAUGACACCAACAGUAAAACCAACAAUUCUAGUUGAGAGUCAGGCUCCCAGGAGGGAUGUUGUGUUCUUGCUGGAUGGAUCUGAUGGCACUAGGAGUGGAUUCCCAGCAAUGCGGGACUUUGUUCAAAGAGUAGUGGAGACACUCGGUGUGGAUGAGAACAAAGAUCGCGUGGCUGUGGUCCAGUACAGUAGAGAUCCAGCCGCCCAAUUCUAUCUGAACACAUACACAACAAAAGGAGAGAUUCUCAACACUGUACGAGGUCUGAGACACAAAGGUGGGAGACCUCUCAACACUGGAGCAGCUCUCCAGUACGUGAGAGACAAUGUCUUGACUGCCUCCUCCGGAAGUCGACGCACUGAAGGUGUUCCACAGUUACUGAUUCUGCUGAGUGGUGGAAGGUCCUUUGACAAUGUUGACACUCCAGCUUCUGCUCUGAAGGAGCUUGGGGUCUUGAUCUUUGGAAUUGGAACAAGGAGCUCUGAUAGCAGAGAAUUGCAGAGGAUAUCACAUGAUCCCAGUUACGCUCUGUCUGUCUCUGACUUCACUGACCUUCCAAACAUCCAGCAGCAACUUCUGUCCUCGGUGGAGUCAGUUGUUAUUGACGUUACGCCAGAAUCGACAACAGAUUUAGUUCCUCAUGACACCUCCAGAAAGGAUGUGGUAUUCCUUGUGGAUGGUUCUGAUGGCACAAGGAAUGGAUUCCCAGCAAUGCGUGAUUUUGUUCAGAGAGUAGUGGGGAAACUCAAUGUGGGAGGAGACAAAGACCGCGUUUCUGUUGUCCAGUACGGUAGAGAUCAAGAAGUUCAUUUCUAUCUGAACACAUACACCACAAAGGAGGACAUUCUUAACACUGUGAGAAGUCUGAGGCACAGAGGUGGUAGACCCCUUAACACUGGGGCAGCCCUCCAAUACGUAAGGGACAACGUCCUUACUGCCUCCUCUGGAAGCAGAAGCCAAGAGGGCGUCCCUCAGAUGCUGAUACUGCUGAGUGGGGGAAGGUCCAGUGAUAAUGUUGACAUACCAGCUUCUGCCCUGAAAGACAGUGGGGUCUUGAUCUUUGGCAUUGGAACCAGAAAUUCCAGCAGAGAGGUUCAAGGGAUUGCCACUGAUCCUAGUUUUUCCCAGUCUGUUUCUGAAUUCACUGACCUCCCCAGCGUCCAGGAGCAGUUUUUCUCCACACUCAUAACUGUACAAGUUGAGGCCACACCCAAAACCCCAACAGUCACAGUGGACCAAAGCAUUGCCAGAAAGGAUGUAGUAUUCCUGCUGGAUGGUUCUGAUGGCACUAGGAAUGGCUUUCCAGCAAUGCGUGACUUUGUUCAAAGAGUGGUAGAGAAACUCACUGUGGAGGAGAACAGAGAUCGAGUCUCUGUGGUCCAGUAUAGCAGAGAAUCAGAGGCCCACUUCUAUCUGAACACUUACACAACAAAUGAAGACGUUGUGAACACCGUAAGAGGCCUGAGGCACAAAGGAGGGAGACCCCUCAACACUGGGGCAGCUCUCCAGUAUGUCAGGGACAAUGUCUUUACUGCCUCCUCCGGAAGUAGGCGCCUUGAAGGUGUUCCACAGAUUCUGAUACUGCUGAAUGGUGGAAGGUCCUUUGACAAUGUAGAUACACCAGCGUCUGAUCUCAAGGAGCUUGGUGUCUUGGUGUUUGGAAUUGGAACAAGGAGCUCUGAUAGCAGAGAAUUACAGAAAAUAUCCUAUGACCCCAGUUAUGCUCUUUCCGUGUCUGAAUUUACUGACCUCCCCAACGUCCAACAGCAGCUUCUUUCUGCUAUGAGCACUGUCAUUGUACAGGUCACAACCAUGACACCAACAGUAAAACCAACAAUUCUAGUUGAGAGUCAGGCUCCCAGGAGGGAUGUUGUGUUCUUGCUGGAUGGAUCUGAUGGCACUAGGAGUGGAUUCCCAGCAAUGCGGGACUUUGUUCAAAGAGUAGUGGAGACACUCGGUGUGGAUGAGAACAAAGAUCGCGUGGCUGUGGUCCAGUACAGUAGAGAUCCAGCCGCCCAAUUCUAUCUGAACACAUACACAACAAAAGGAGAGAUUCUCAACACUGUACAAGGUCUGAGACACAAAGGUGGGAGACCUCUCAACACUGGAGCAGCUCUCCAGUACGUGAGAGACAAUGUCUUGACUGCCUCCUCCGGAAGUCGACGCACUGAAGGUGUUCCACAGUUACUGAUUCUGCUGAGUGGUGGAAGGUCCUUUGACAAUGUUGACACUCCAGCUUCUGCUCUGAAGGAGCUUGGGGUCUUGAUCUUUGGAAUUGGAACAAGGAGCUCUGAUAGCAGAGAAUUGCAGAGGAUAUCACAUGAUCCCAGUUACGCUCUGUCUGUCUCUGACUUCACUGACCUUCCAAACAUCCAGCAGCAACUUCUGUCCUCGGUGGAGUCAGUUGUUAUUGACGUUACGCCAGAAUCGACAACAGAUUUAGUUCCUCAUGACACCUCCAGAAAGGAUGUGGUAUUCCUUGUGGAUGGUUCUGAUGGCACAAGGAAUGGAUUCCCAGCAAUGCGUGAUUUUGUUCAGAGAGUAGUGGGGAAACUCAAUGUGGGAGGAGACAAAGACCGCGUUUCUGUUGUCCAGUACGGUAGAGAUCAAGAAGUUCAUUUCUAUCUGAACACAUACACCACAAAGGAGGACAUUCUUAACACUGUGAGAAGUCUGAGGCACAGAGGUGGUAGACCCCUUAACACUGGGGCAGCCCUCCAAUACGUAAGGGACAACGUCCUUACUGCCUCCUCUGGAAGCAGAAGCCAAGAGGGCGUCCCUCAGAUGCUGAUACUGCUGAGUGGGGGAAGGUCCAGUGAUAAUGUUGACAUACCAGCUUCUGCCCUGAAAGACAGUGGGGUCUUGAUCUUUGGCAUUGGAACCAGAAAUUCCAGCAGAGAGGUUCAAGGGAUUGCCACUGAUCCUAGUUUUUCCCAGUCUGUUUCUGAAUUCACUGACCUCCCCAGCGUCCAGGAGCAGUUUUUCUCCACACUCAUAACUGUACAAGUUGAGGCCACACCCAAAACCCCAACAGUCACAGUGGACCAAAGCAUUGCCAGAAAGGAUGUAGUAUUCCUGCUGGAUGGUUCUGAUGGCACUAGGAAUGGCUUUCCAGCAAUGCGUGACUUUGUUCAAAGAGUGGUAGAGAAACUCACUGUGGAGGAGAACAGAGAUCGAGUCUCUGUGGUCCAGUAUAGCAGAGAAUCAGAGGCCCACUUCUAUCUGAACACUUACACAACAAAUGAAGACGUUGUGAACACCGUAAGAGGCCUGAGGCACAAAGGAGGGAGACCCCUCAACACUGGGGCAGCUCUCCAGUAUGUCAGGGACAAUGUCUUUACUGCCUCCUCCGGAAGUAGGCGCCUUGAAGGUGUUCCACAGAUUCUGAUACUGCUGAAUGGUGGAAGGUCCUUUGACAAUGUAGAUACACCAGCGUCUGAUCUCAAGGAGCUUGGUGUCUUGGUGUUUGGAAUUGGAACAAGGAGCUCUGAUAGCAGAGAAUUACAGAAAAUAUCCUAUGACCCCAGUUAUGCUCUUUCCGUGUCUGAAUUUACUGACCUCCCCAACGUCCAACAGCAGCUUCUUUCUGCUAUGAGCACUGUCAUUGUACAGGUCACAACCAUGACACCAACAGUAAAACCAACAAUUCUAGUUGAGAGUCAGGCUCCCAGGAGGGAUGUUGUGUUCUUGCUGGAUGGAUCUGAUGGCACUAGGAGUGGAUUCCCAGCAAUGCGGGACUUUGUUCAAAGAGUAGUGGAGACACUCGGUGUGGAUGAGAACAAAGAUCGCGUGGCUGUGGUCCAGUACAGUAGAGAUCCAGCCGCCCAAUUCUAUCUGAACACAUACACAACAAAAGGAGAGAUUCUCAACACUGUACAAGGUCUGAGACACAAAGGUGGGAGACCUCUCAACACUGGAGCAGCUCUCCAGUACGUGAGAGACAAUGUCUUGACUGCCUCCUCCGGAAGUCGACGCACUGAAGGUGUUCCACAGUUACUGAUUCUGCUGAGUGGUGGAAGGUCCUUUGACAAUGUUGACACUCCAGCUUCUGCUCUGAAGGAGCUUGGGGUCUUGAUCUUUGGAAUUGGAACAAGGAGCUCUGAUAGCAGAGAAUUGCAGAGGAUAUCACAUGAUCCCAGUUACGCUCUGUCUGUCUCUGACUUCACUGACCUUCCAAACAUCCAGCAGCAACUUCUGUCCUCGGUGGAGUCAGUUGUUAUUGACGUUACGCCAGAAUCGACAACAGAUUUAGUUCCUCAUGACACCUCCAGAAAGGAUGUGGUAUUCCUUGUGGAUGGUUCUGAUGGCACAAGGAAUGGAUUCCCAGCAAUGCGUGAUUUUGUUCAGAGAGUAGUGGGGAAACUCAAUGUGGGAGGAGACAAAGACCGCGUUUCUGUUGUCCAGUACGGUAGAGAUCAAGAAGUUCAUUUCUAUCUGAACACAUACACCACAAAGGAGGACAUUCUUAACACUGUGAGAAGUCUGAGGCACAGAGGAGGUAGACCCCUUAACACUGGGGCAGCCCUCCAAUACGUAAGGGACAAUGUCCUUACUGCCUCCUCUGGAAGCAGAAGCCAAGAGGGCGUCCCUCAGAUGCUGAUACUGCUGAGUGGGGGAAGGUCCAGUGAUAAUGUUGACAUACCAGCUUCUGCCCUGAAAGACAGUGGGGUCUUGAUCUUUGGCAUUGGAACCAGAAAUUCCAGCAGAGAGGUUCAAGGGAUUGCCACUGAUCCUAGUUUUUCCCAGUCUGUUUCUGAAUUCACUGACCUCCCCAGCGUCCAGGGGCAGUUUUUCUCCACACUCAUAACUGUACAAGUUGAGGCCACACCCAAAACCCCAACAGUCACAGUGGACCAAAGCAUUGCCAGAAAGGAUGUAGUAUUCCUGCUGGAUGGUUCUGAUGGCACUAGGAAUGGCUUUCCAGCAAUGCGUGACUUUGUUCAAAGAGUGGUAGAGAAACUCACUGUGGAGGAGAACAGAGAUCGAGUCUCUGUGGUCCAGUAUAGCAGAGAAUCAGAGGCCCACUUCUAUCUGAACACUUACACAACAAAGGAAGACGUUGUGAACACCGUAAGAGGCCUGAGGCACAAAGGAGGGAGACCCCUCAACACUGGGGCAGCUCUCCAGUAUGUCAGGGACAAUGUCUUUACUGCCUCCUCCGGAAGUAGGCGCCUUGAAGGUGUUCCACAGAUUCUGAUACUGCUGAAUGGUGGAAGGUCCUUUGACAAUGUAGAUACACCAGCGUCUGAUCUCAAGGAGCUUGGUGUCUUGGUGUUUGGAAUUGGAACAAGGAGCUCUGAUAGCAGAGAAUUACAGAAAAUAUCCUAUGACCCCAGUUAUGCUCUUUCCGUGUCUGAAUUUACUGACCUCCCCAACGUCCAACAGCAGCUUCUUUCUGCUAUGAGCACUGUCAUUGUACAGGUCACAACCAUGACACCAACAGUAAAACCAACAAUUCUAGUUGAGAGUCAGGCUCCCAGGAGGGAUGUUGUGUUCUUGCUGGAUGGAUCUGAUGGCACUAGGAGUGGAUUCCCAGCAAUGCGGGACUUUGUUCAAAGAGUAGUGGAGACACUCGGUGUGGAUGAGAACAAAGAUCGCGUGGCUGUGGUCCAGUACAGUAGAGAUCCAGCCGCCCAAUUCUAUCUGAACACAUACACAACAAAAGGAGAGAUUCUCAACACUGUACGAGGUCUGAGACACAAAGGUGGGAGACCUCUCAACACUGGAGCAGCUCUCCAGUACGUGAGAGACAAUGUCUUGACUGCCUCCUCCGGAAGUCGACGCACUGAAGGUGUUCCACAGUUACUGAUUCUGCUGAGUGGUGGAAGGUCCUUUGACAAUGUUGACACUCCAGCUUCUGCUCUGAAGGAGCUUGGGGUCUUGAUCUUUGGAAUUGGAACAAGGAGCUCUGAUAGCAGAGAAUUGCAGAGGAUAUCACAUGAUCCCAGUUACGCUCUGUCUGUCUCUGACUUCACUGACCUUCCAAACAUCCAGCAGCAACUUCUGUCCUCGGUGGAGUCAGUUGUUAUUGACGUUACGCCAGAAUCGACAACAGAUUUAGUUCCUCAUGACACCUCCAGAAAGGAUGUGGUAUUCCUUGUGGAUGGUUCUGAUGGCACAAGGAAUGGAUUCCCAGCAAUGCGUGAUUUUGUUCAGAGAGUAGUGGGGAAACUCAAUGUGGGAGGAGACAAAGACCGCGUUUCUGUUGUCCAGUACGGUAGAGAUCAAGAAGUUCAUUUCUAUCUGAACACAUACACCACAAAGGAGGACAUUCUUAACACUGUGAGAAGUCUGAGGCACAGAGGAGGUAGACCCCUUAACACUGGGGCAGCCCUCCAAUACGUAAGGGACAACGUCCUUACUGCCUCCUCUGGAAGCAGAAGCCAAGAGGGCGUCCCUCAGAUGCUGAUACUGCUGAGUGGGGGAAGGUCCAGUGAUAAUGUUGACAUACCAGCUUCUGCCCUGAAAGACAGUGGGGUCUUGAUCUUUGGCAUUGGAACCAGAAAUUCCAGCAGAGAGGUUCAAGGGAUUGCCACUGAUCCUAGUUUUUCCCAGUCUGUUUCUGAAUUCACUGACCUCCCCAGCGUCCAGGAGCAGUUUUUCUCCACACUCAUAACUGUACAAGUUGAGGCCACACCCAAAACCCCAACAGUCACAGUGGACCAAAGCAUUGCCAGAAAGGAUGUAGUAUUCCUGCUGGAUGGUUCUGAUGGCACUAGGAAUGGCUUUCCAACAAUGCGUGACUUUGUUCAAAGAGUGGUAGAGAAACUCACUGUGGAGGAGAACAGAGAUCGAGUCUCUGUGGUCCAGUAUAGCAGAGAAUCAGAGGCCCACUUCUAUCUGAACACUUACACAACAAAGGAAGACGUUGUGAACACCGUAAGAGGCCUGAGGCACAAAGGAGGGAGACCCCUCAACACUGGGGCAGCUCUCCAGUAUGUCAGGGACAAUGUCUUUACUGCCUCCUCCGGAAGUAGGCGCCUUGAAGGUGUUCCACAGAUUCUGAUACUGCUGAAUGGUGGAAGGUCCUUUGACAAUGUAGAUACACCAGCGUCUGAUCUCAAGGAGCUUGGUGUCUUGGUGUUUGGAAUUGGAACAAGGAGCUCUGAUAGCAGAGAAUUACAGAAAAUAUCCUAUGACCCCAGUUAUGCUCUUUCAGUGUCUGAAUUUACUGACCUCCCCAACGUCCAACAGCAGCUUCUUUCUGCUAUUAGCACUGUCAUUGUACAGGUCACAACCAUGACACCAACAGUAAAACCAACAAUUCUAGGUAAGAUAAAUAUGGUUUUGAUCAGUUCCAUUUUCACUCUUACAUCAGGAUUUGAGUAUUUGAUAGCUUUGACAUUUUAGGUAGAUGCCUCCCGAGGCCUUUCAUGUUGGA